CUACUUAUCAGUGAUUUAAAUUUCAUACGACCAUUUUUCCAAAACUACGGCACUUCAUGGAUUUCUGAUCCUGAAGGUUACUAUUACCAAUUUCAUCUCAGCGAGCAGUCUUGGAAUAUGGGUCGAGAAUACUGCCUUACAUUAGCUUCUGAUCUCGUUAUCAUAAGAAGUUUGCAGCAGUUGACAUUCUUGUUCAAUUGCAGAGAAUGGGAGUUCACAAUGAUAGAUGUAAGGAUGAAGAAUACAACCCUCGAUAGUCGUGCACAAUGUGCGCUCUACGACAUUGAUAAUAGAAUACUGAAAUCUAUAGCAUGUGGUCAAACACCAGAAUUCGAUCAUAUAAAUCGAUUUAUAUGUCAAAGAAGUUAUGUUCAAUAUCACGAAGUUUCUAUUUCAUCUUUCAUUUGCUGA
Thelazia callipaeda (thelaziosis nematode) is the source of this 411-nucleotide messenger RNA. The record is from the annotation of a GenBank genome assembly. Lineage: Eukaryota; Metazoa; Nematoda; Chromadorea; Rhabditida; Thelaziidae.